UGGCGGCGGCCGCGCCGAAGGCUCAGGAUGCGGCCGUGGGGCGCGCUGCUCGCCUUGCUCGCCUGCUCGCUGCUGCUGCUGCUGCUGCUGCUGCUGUGGGGCUCAGCCGACACGCCCGCCCGCUCCAGGCUCCUGGUGGAGGAAACCAGAGAGAUCACCCACGGCACCCCUGUGGCGCUGAGGACUCUCCGGAGCCCUGCGACCCACCUUCCGCGCACCACGAACAGCACAUAUUUGAAUGAGAAAUCAGUCCAACUGAUAGAAAAAUGCAAAAAUCUGCAAGAUGGCUUUGAGACUUUAUUUAACACAACAAAAAUGUAUUCAGAGAAUGACUAUCUUCAGAUUAUCACAAAUAUACAGAGCUGUCCAUGGAAACAACAAGCAGAAGAAUAUGAACUUUUUAGAGCAAAACUUGCUUCCUGUUGUGAUGCUGUUCAAAACUUCAUUGUUUCUCAAAAUAACACUCCAGUUGGAACUAACAUGACUUAUGAGGUGGAAAGUAAAUACAAACUCCUAAUUAGACAGAGCUUUUUUAAUAUGUUUCCAGUGUCACAGCCUUUUAUUGAUUACCCUUACAAUCAGUGUGCCGUGGUUGGAAAUGGGGGGAUUCUGAAUAAGUCUCUCUGUGGAGCUGAAAUCGACAAGUCCGACUUUGUAUUUAGGUGCAAUCUCCCUCCAACCACAGGCAGUGUUAGUAAAGAUGUUGGCAGUAAAACUAAUCUUGUGACAAUAAAUCCCAGUAUCAUAAGGCUAAAAUAUGGAAACUUAAAGGAAAAAAGAUCAGUAUUUCUGGAGGACAUUGCAACCUAUGGAGAUGCCUUCUUUCUUCUGCCAGCAUUUUCCUUCAGAGCCAACACUGGUCCCUCUUUUAGAGUAUAUGAAACACUGAAGUUGCUUAAAGCAAGGCCAAAGGUUUUAUUUUUCCACCCCAAAUACCUGAAGAAUCUUGCUCUUUUCUGGAGAACUAAAGGUGUGACAGAAUAUCGCCUGUCCUCUGGCCUGAUGAUCACAAGUGUGGCAGUUGAACUAUGCGAACAUGUGAAGCUGUAUGGUUUUUGGCCAUUCUCUAAAACAAUAGAAGACACACCUAUCAGCCAUCACUACUAUGACAACCAUUUACCAAAACGUGGUUUCCAUGAAAUGCCCAAAGAAUAUGGCCAGAUUCUCCAACUUCACCUGAAAGGCAUCCUCAAGCUACAAUUUAGCAAAUGUGAAAUAUCCUAAGAAUGGUGUCUUAAGAUGAGAAUAAUUUUAAUGUAAUGCAAUAUGGGAAUCACAUGGUUUUUAAGCAGGAAGUAGGUCAUCAUAGGGUGUAGUAAAAAGAACCCUAAAUUUGGUUUGAUCAAAACUC
Erinaceus europaeus (western European hedgehog) is the source of this 1351-nucleotide messenger RNA. It is a transcript of the gene ST8SIA6, whose product is annotated as ST8 alpha-N-acetyl-neuraminide alpha-2,8-sialyltransferase 6. Bases 28 to 1224 code for a protein of 398 amino acids. Gene Ontology annotation, molecular function: alpha-N-acetylneuraminate alpha-2,8-sialyltransferase activity. The transcript is spliced from 8 exons. The record is from RefSeq and is a predicted model, not a curated record. Lineage: Eukaryota; Metazoa; Chordata; Mammalia; Eulipotyphla; Erinaceidae. Gene Ontology annotation, biological process: N-glycan processing; oligosaccharide metabolic process.